UAAAUUGUUAUGUCAUCGCUUAAUGCUUCUUAUCUUUGGGAUCAUUGUAAAGUCCUAAAGUUAACUAAGAACAUGCGUCUGCUCUCCAAUGAUUUGAGUGUUACUGAAGCUAAGGACAUCGAAGAGUUUUCAGAUUGGCUAUUAGCUGUUGGAGAUGGUAGGAUUUCUAUACCUAAUGAUGGUGAGGCUAUCAUUGAUAUUCCCAAUGAAUUUCUUAUGACAGAAGCAGAGAAUCCAAUACAUGCAAUUAGCAUGGAGAUUUAUGGCAAUCCAGCAACUUGGAAAGAUGAAGAAAAUUCCAAAUUCUUUCAGAGAAGAGCCAUUUUAGCACCAACAAACGAUGAUGUGAACACAAUCAAUCAAUAUAUGCUAGAGAUGCUAGAAACUGAGGAGAGACUGUAUUUGAGUGCUGAUAGCAUUGAUCCUACUGAUUCAGAUUCACUUUCCAAUCCUGUGAUUACACCUGAUUUCUUAAAUAGCAUCAAGAUAUCUGGGUUGCCUCAUCAUAAUUUGCGGCUGAAAAUUGGAGCUCCAGUUAUGCUGCUUCGUAACAUUGAUCAUAAGGGUGGGCUAUGUAAUGGAACAAGACUUCAAAUAACACAGAUGGCUAAUCAUGUUGUGGAAGCGAGAGUAAUCACAGGUGAUAGAGCAGGUGAUAUUGUUUUGAUUCCUAAAAUUGAUUUGACUCCAUCAAAUACCAAGUUGCCUUUCAAAAUGCGUCGCAGACAGUUUCCACUUUCUGUUGCAUUCGCCAUGACUAUAAAUAAAAGUCAAGGCCAAUCGCUAGAGAAGGUGGGACUUUAUUUGCCAAAACCUGUGUUCUCCCAUGGUCAGCUAUAUGUUGCUUUAUCUAGGGUUACUUCUAAGAAGGGAUUGAAGAUUUUGAUUCUCAACAAAGAAGGCAAGAUAGAAAGACAGACCACUAAUGUGGUUUUCAAAGAGGUGUUUCAGAAUUUGGAAUAA
Messenger RNA from Camelina sativa (false flax), 963 nucleotides. RefSeq lists its product as uncharacterized. Gene Ontology annotation, molecular function: DNA helicase activity; ATP binding. Gene Ontology annotation, cellular component: replication fork. The record is from RefSeq and is a predicted model, not a curated record. Gene Ontology annotation, biological process: DNA repair; telomere maintenance; DNA replication. NCBI's taxonomy places the organism in Eukaryota, Viridiplantae, Streptophyta, Magnoliopsida, Brassicales, Brassicaceae.